This is a messenger RNA of Hydra vulgaris (swiftwater hydra), 1012 nucleotides long. The record is from RefSeq and is a predicted model, not a curated record. NCBI's taxonomy places the organism in Eukaryota, Metazoa, Cnidaria, Hydrozoa, Anthoathecata, Hydridae.
GUUAACGUUAUCAUCAACCCUUUUCUGUGCAAAAGUAAAUUUUUUGUAUUUUUUGAAACUUCUUUAAUGAGCAUUCCGGUUGUUUUGAGACAUUAGAUAGUGGUUGAAAAUUUACUAAUAAAACAUGUAGUUUUUAGAACAAAGUAUUUUACAUGCACAAACCACGUACUUAUUGAACAUUUAAUGUUUUAAUUCAGUUGCACAGCUUGGGGAGAAAUGAGCCAUUCCAUCACGGGUAGGAGUGAACCGCGGCUAACUAAUACUUCACGUUAAAAAAGUUUUGACUUCAGCGUAAAAACAUAUUUACGUUUGGCUUUAAUAUCUUAGUAUAUCAUUAGAAAACUUGUGUGCAACAUUGCAUUUAUUUUUACCACAUGCUAUAAUGCCUCGAGUCUAUAAAAGAACAACUUCAAAAGCAAAAACCUUCAGUAAAAAUAUGAAGGAUGCAUUACAUUCGAUCCAAAAAGGAAAAAGUAGUAGAGAAACUGCAAUAACUUCCAAAAUACCCUAUCCAACUCUUCGUCGUUAUUGGAAAAAAUUUUUGCUUGAUGAAAAUACAAGACUUAGCCCGAAUUAUUAUGUUAAAAGAAUAUUUACAGACAAGCAGGAAUUAGAAUUAAAGGAAUAUAUUUUGACUUGUUCAAGAAUGUUCUAUGGCCUUCCAAUUAAAGAAUGUCGGUGUAUAGCUUUUGAGAUGGCAACCAUUAAUAAAAUUAGUAUUCCACAGAAGUGGCACAAAGACUCAAUGGCAGGUAUUGAUUGGAUGAAUAAUUUUAGAAAGCGACAUCCAGAUUUGUCUCUUAGAACACCUGAAGGUUGUUCUCUCUCAAGGGCAACAUCAUUUAAUGCCCAUAAUGUAAAUAUAUUUUUUGAUAAAUUAAAAGAAAUUCUUGCUAGAUCACCAAUAUUUGCCAAUGGAACUCGGAUUUUUAACCUUGAUGAAACUGGAACUAUUACCGUGCAGAACCCACAAAAGGUUCUUGCAAAGAAAGGUGUGAAGAGUGUCUGCUGA